Molecule: messenger RNA, 2259 nt
Organism: Cuscuta europaea
Lineage: Eukaryota; Viridiplantae; Streptophyta; Magnoliopsida; Solanales; Convolvulaceae
Source: the annotation of a GenBank genome assembly
GGGUUUAGUUUGCUAGGGCAAAACCAAUCUCUUCUCUAGAGUGCCCAUCUCUACUGACUUCAAACUCUAUUCUUCCAUCUCAGUCGACCGCGCUGAGAGACUGAGAAGAGAAGUCGCGAAUACGAUUGAAAGCGAAUAUAAAUGGCGUUGGCGUUCGAUGAGUAUGGCAGGCCGUUUAUAAUCAUAAAGGAGCAGGAGCAGAAGACGAGGCUCAGAGGCAUCGAUGCCCAGAAAUCUAACAUUUCCGCCGGCAAGGCUGUUGCUCGCAUCCUCCGCACUUCCCUCGGCCCCAAAGGCAUGGACAAGAUGCUUCAGAGCCCUGACGGAGACGUGACCAUCACAAAUGAUGGUGCAACCAUCUUGGAGCAGAUGGAUGUGGACAAUCAAAUUGCAAAGCUGAUGGUGGAGUUGUCACGAAGUCAGGAUUAUGAAAUUGGUGACGGAACUACUGGAGUAGUUGUCCUGGCUGGGGCACUUCUAGAACAAGCUGAAAAGUUGCUAGAACGUGGAAUUCAUCCUAUCCGAGUUGCUGAAGGAUACGAAAUGGCAUGCAGGAUUGCUGUUGGACAUCUGGAGCGCAUUGCACACAAGUUUGAAUUCAGUCUGAAUGACAUUGAGCCUUUGGUACAAACUUGCAUGACUACCCUGUCAUCAAAGAUUGUGAAUAGAUGUAAGCGUAGCUUGGCUGAAAUUGCUGUCAAAGCAGUUCUGGCUGUUGCAGAUUUAGAGAGGAAGGAUGUCAACCUGGACCUAAUCAAAGUGGAGGGGAAAGUCGGAGGAAAGCUUGAGGAUACAGAGCUGAUAUAUGGCAUUGUUGUUGACAAAGACAUGAGUCACCCACAAAUGCCUAAGCAGAUUGAGGAUGCAAAUAUUGCCAUCUUAACUUGCCCAUUCGAACCCCCUAAACCCAAGACCAAACAUAAGGUUGACAUUGAUACUGUUGAGAAGUUCCAGACUUUACGCCUGCAGGAAAAGAAGUAUUUUGAUGACAUGGUUCAGCAAUGCAAGGAUGUUGGUGCCACCUUGGUUAUUUGCCAAUGGGGAUUCGAUGAUGAAGCAAACCACCUGCUAAUGCACAGAAACUUACCUGCUGUUAGAUGGGUUGGUGGUGUGGAGCUGGAGUUGAUCGCAAUAGCCACAGGUGGGCGAAUUGUACCAAGAUUUCAAGAGUUGACCCCAGAUAAACUUGGCAAGGCUGGACUGGUCCGAGAGAGAGCUUUUGGUACAACAAAGGAUAGAAUGAUUUAUAUUGAACACUGUGCAAAUUCACGAGCUGUGACUAUUUUCAUUCGUGGUGGUAACAAAAUGAUAAUAGAGGAGACAAAGCGCAGCGUUCAUGACGCUUUGUGUGUUGCCAGAAAUCUUAUUCGUAACAACUCAAUAGUAUAUGGCGGCGGCUCAGCUGAGAUCUCUACAUCAAUUGCUGUGGGAGCAGCUGCUGAUAAAUACCCAGGAGUUGAGCAGUACGCAAUCAGGGGAUUUGCAAGUGCUUUAAAUGCUGUCCCCAUGGCCCUUGCUGAGAAUAGCGGUCUUCAACCCAUUGAAACACUAUCUGCGGUUAAAGCACAACAAAUCCAGGAAAACAAUCCUUGCUGCGGGAUUGAUUGUAAUGAUGUAGGCACAACUGACAUGCGUGCUCAAAAUGUGUUCGAGACUUUGAUUGGGAAGCAACAACAGGUUAUGCUUGCAACUCAAGUUGUUAAGAUGAUUCUAAAGAUUGAUGACGUCAUCACUCCUGCAGAGUACUAGUCAUUAUUAGGUAGUUGAAGAAGCAUUUUGGAUGAAGUUAGAUAAUGUUAACGCUUCUACCUACAUCUAGCUAUGCUUUGUACUUCAAUGAAUUUUUGUUGGUUUGGUGCGUUGACAUUCUUAACUAAGCUGGUUGUUUUUCUCGUCUGGGAUAAAGAUGAUCGUAAUUGGAAACAUUUUGGUUGUUUGAUGGGGUUUAUCGUAAUUGGAAACCGUUUAGUUGUUUGAAUGGAUGUUAGUCAGUAGUCACUGAAUCUGCUGUGGCAUUACAUGGUUUCAGUUUAUGCAUAUCAAUUAUCAAGGAUCCAACCUUAUUUUGGUGGUGAGCGUAAUUUUUGUGCCCUCAGUUGUGCACUACUGCUCCCACUUGUCUCUUACUUUUGUGAACCUUAUCAGCAUGUUCAACAAAUAUUGGACUUAUUAGCAUGUUCAACCCAAUUUUCCCUUUUCAAUGUUUUGUUGUUAUUAUCAUUGUUAUUAUUGGACUUAUUGAGUCUUUGUUAUUAAUAA